This is a messenger RNA of Anopheles marshallii, 1422 nucleotides long. RefSeq lists its product as uncharacterized. The transcript has a single exon. Gene Ontology annotation, cellular component: ubiquitin ligase complex; nucleus; cytosol. Gene Ontology annotation, molecular function: ubiquitin conjugating enzyme binding; ubiquitin protein ligase activity; cyclin binding. Bases 1 to 1422 code for a protein of 473 amino acids. Gene Ontology annotation, biological process: protein polyubiquitination; proteasome-mediated ubiquitin-dependent protein catabolic process; protein monoubiquitination. NCBI's taxonomy places the organism in Eukaryota, Metazoa, Arthropoda, Insecta, Diptera, Culicidae. The record is from RefSeq and is a predicted model, not a curated record.
AUGAUCCCGUCCACGGGCAAGAUUGAUCGGUUGCUGGUCGAGCUACGGCCACGGCUACAGUGUGCCAACUUUUUCAUAUCGUUCCCACGAAAGUUUGCCGACAUUGAAUCCACCACCAUCGAGCUGGCCACCGAUCGCAUAACGAUAGUUAUGAAAGGUGAACGAGAGCGAUACGAAAUACGUACCGGUGACUACUUUCAGCUACACACCCAAACACUCAGCUCAUUGGUGAUUAAGAAUCGGUACAUUUGCUUCCGGGUCAACACUAACGAAAGUGUGUUCGGUUCCGAACGACUAUGCACCGGCCAGACAAUGCAAGAUAGCAUCCCGGAUGAAGAGCCUUUCCGGUUGGCUUGUAAUAUUGAGGCUGGCAAACCGUAUCGAGUGCUUUGCAACAAUUGUGGCGGACCAUUGAUACAGUCGACAACCGACCAAAGCGAGCCGGAAGUUACAUUCAAUCGCGUACUGGAAUUACCCUCCGAGCAGCUAGAUACAGACGACUGGUUUUGUCACCGACACGAUCACUCUCGUGAUGGAGAGCAGCAGGGAGAUAAUACGCAGACGCACGGCGAAUCCUCCAACGCCUCCCUGAGCUCGAAGUUCGAACCACAACUGCACGAUCUUUUCUACGGUACUUACUACGCGCUAAUGCAUCGUUCCCUCGUGCAGCGAGUUCAUGUGCGAAAGGAACGUUUCGUGUACUGCAAGCGGUGCCUGCAGUAUCUGGGAUCGACGCGAAAGAGUCGCUCCUCGGUGAAGCUUUGGUACGAAAACGUUCGCUUUCAAUCGGAUCGCUCCAUACCGCUUGCUCUUUUCCGAAUGGAUGAUGCAUUGGAGUUGUUUCACCAUCUCGUUCGUAAGACGGUGCGGGAAUUUAACUUCGUAACACACCUCGGUCUACCGCCGUCAUUAAAGCUGAUGUUUGAGCUGCGCCGCCCCGGAAUGGAAGGGGAUAUGUUUUAUCUGUUGAUGCAAAUCAUGGAUUGUCAGCUGAGCGUAUUUCGUGCGAAGCAGAAACGCACCGGAUCUGGUUCAUCUGAAUCGUGCUCGGACGAUGUUGACGAUGACCGAGGCAAGACGAGCGAACCGGAACAGGAUGCGCAUCACAAGGAAGGUGGGAUUGAUGAGACCGCGGAUGACGGUGAUAACGACGAUGAUGAUGUGUUUAUAGACAGUUCGUACCGGAAGCAUACGAUCAAGCUGGAACGUCACCGUGCCAUGAAGCUGAUGUAUCGGUACGAGAAGUACGAGGAGCAACCGUUGUUCGUGUUCUGGCGGGAAGACAGUAAUGUGGUAAAUCUGGAGCUGUCCGAGCCAAUGUUUAGCGCAGCAAUCCGCUAUCUGGACGCGAACUCCAGCUACGUGCCUGAAUGUUAUCGUGUGAAUCUUGGAUUUAGUAUGAGCUAUCUGGAUAUUUCCUAG